AUGGAUCCCGGCUCUGGACUCGAUCACCACAACCAUGGGGACGGGAGGUCGGGCAACGGCCAAGACACGUCGGCCGCGGAAGCUGUCCUCGCCGCGAGACUCUCGCGAAGGCGCACCAAGACCGGCUGCCUCACGUGUCGCAAGCGCCGGAUCAAGUGCGACGAAGGGAAACCGACUUGUCGGAAUUGCCACAAGAGCAAACGCGCUUGCGAAGGCUACAGCAACCGGGUCGUCUUUAGGAGUUCCACUCUCGACCAGCACAGCCCGGCGGCCAAUGGUCAUUCGAUGCAAAUGCAUAGUCCGCCUCAUACGGGCUCGGCUGCCGGUCAGCCCAAUUACUUCGCCCAGCCCGGCUCGAUCACGAGCCAGCCGAGCACGCCGUACGGGGUGAAUCCGAAUUGGAACGGACUCGUGUUUUCUCAAAGCACAAGUCCGCCACACAUGUCCAACGUAUCGGCCACGCCUCCUCAAAGUGCCUUUUUCACACCGAGUCCCGGGUUGGAACAGGCGAAUUGGCCCCCCGGUGGACCUGCUGCGGGGGCCGAGCUCGGAAACACGACCGCCUGGCUGAAUCAAUCGACGAACAGCUCGCCAAGCCAGUUCAACGCCGACUCCACAGGUUUUCCGACCCCGCAAGCUUAUGCGCAAGGACGGUUUCAGUUCGACGACGACGUGAGCCUGGCCGCACCGGCAUCGAUGGACCUCAAUUCACUUCUGUCGGCCGCAGCAGUCCGGACACAGGACGAUGAUUAUUACGACGUAUACGCCGACGAGGACGACAGGAUGGGCCUGUUGCCGGAAGCCGAGAUGGAUCGAUAUCGAGGUGGUCGGCCGAACCAUGGGACGCUCAGCGGACUUCUAGAUAUGAACCAAAUGAUCGCGCACGAUGUCCGCACUCGUGCAUACGACACGUUCGUGUUCCCGGGCUUCCUGGAUCAUUAUCGAGCCGAGCAGGCGGCGAAUCCUUUGAAGAACGACGCGACCAAGCGCGUGUUUGCCCACUUCAUCGCUGUCACCGGGCCGAGCCUGUCCAUUUUCGAACGCCAUCAUCGCAACACUUCAAUGCUGUUCAAUCCAGGAGCCGUACCGGCAUCGCAGCAGGGCCUUUGGACGCACAGCUUGCCCAUGGCUGCCUUGAAAGAUCAAGCGCUCCUGCAGGCCAUGCUUGCGUUGGCCAGCUUACAUAUCGCCCGCCUACAAAACGCCUCUACGACGCCUUCAUUGCUUCAUUAUGGGUGGGCCAGCAAGAGUGUGUUCAAUAGCCUCAAUGACCCAGCAAAACGGCGGCAGCCCACCACCAUCGCAGCGACCCUCUUGCUCGGCUUCUACGAGAUCAUGACAGCCGACCACAUGAAAUGGAACAUGCAUUUGACAGGCGCCAUGCAGCUGUUUGUCGAAACGGAUUUCGCACAUAUGGCGAGAGAAUUCAGACGGAUGAAGAGCCAGCAUGCCACAAACUUCCCACUCGUUGGGACAGGCAACUCUGCGUUGAGACAGGCCGAGGCGCUGGACCAGACGUUUGAUGUCGACGACCGUGUGGUGAGCUUUUUGGUGGGCCGAGAGGUGCGGUACGAUGACCAUGGCAGUGUCGAAGAGGUCGCGCAGCCCCCAAGACCAUCGGCUGGCCUGGAUCUGGCCAAGUAUGAGCUGUUGAAGGAUUUGUACUGGUGGUACUGCAAACAGGACGUAUAUCAGAGCAUCGUCAGCGGCAACCCCUUGCUGAUGGAUUUCAGUCGUUGGGCCAGCUGCCCGCCGCGAGGCCCUCUGGGCCAUCCCGGAGCAGUGUACGGAUCGGUCGACCAUCUCGUGCUCCUGCUCGCCCGAAUCGCCGAUUUCGCAUCACGGGACAGGGCUCGCAAGCUAAAGCAGAUGGAGGCUAACGGUGGGCACUGGCGACCGCCGCCCAGCAUGCAGAUGCACAUGCCGCGACCACCGCCUGGGCAGACACCGCCGCAGCCGCAACAAGCACCAUCGCCACAGUUCUAUGGGAUGGCGCCACCGCCACGUACCAACAUACGAAUGCCCUCGUCCUACGUGCCGACGGACGGGAGCACUGCUACCCAAGCACCGAGCGGCCAGUUCCCGGCUCCCGACCAUGACCUCGAGGCAGCCACCGAUGCCGCCAAAGGAGAGAUGGGUCGCAUCCGAGCAGCUCUGCAAAGAUUUCGGGAGGCGCUCGAGCUGACUUUCCAGCCGCUCGGACCUGAGCACUACGAUUCGCCCGUGACAGCCUUUGGGCCUGCUACGACCUAUUCAUCGGCGGACAUCAGUUGCCUCUGGGCCAUCUAUCACAUGGCGGAGAUCAUCGCCAUCCGCUCCCAUCCCGACAUGCCGCCCGCCGCCCACGUCGCCGCCGCCGUGGCGGCCAGCCUCACCCACGAACACGCGCAAGAGAUCGGCCGCAUCUCCGCCGGCCUGUACGCCAUGGCCGGCGACGGAUCCCUCGGCGGCGGCGGCGACCGAUCGAUCAACCCCAGCCUCGGGGCCGCGCUCUGCGAGAGCUGCAUGCCGUCCUUCUUCGCCGCCAUCCAAUACACGGACGCCGGGCAGCGCGGCGAGACCGUCCGCCAGAUCUUCAGCAUCUCGCGCCGCACCGGCUGGGGCAGCGGCGAGCUCAUCGCCAGCGGCUGCGAGACGUCGUGGGUGAAGGCCGCCAAGCUCGGGCGCGGCCCGCCCUACACGCGGAUCCUGCGCUCCGAGGACAGCGAGGACCCCCGCCUGAACGGCAGCUGGGAGAGGCUCGACCCGGACGCCGAGCCGCCGGAGGAUGGCGACGACGGCGAUCGGAGGCUGGUCCGGAAGAAGCCGACCGCGAGGCUGUUCUGGGGCGUCGGGGUCAUGGGGCGGGAGGGGGAUGUGUAA
Messenger RNA from Dissoconium aciculare CBS 342.82, 2862 nucleotides. RefSeq lists its product as uncharacterized. Lineage: Eukaryota; Fungi; Ascomycota; Dothideomycetes; Mycosphaerellales; Dissoconiaceae. The record is from RefSeq and is a predicted model, not a curated record. Gene Ontology annotation, molecular function: zinc ion binding; transcription cis-regulatory region binding; DNA-binding transcription factor activity, RNA polymerase II-specific. The transcript is spliced from 3 exons. Gene Ontology annotation, cellular component: nucleus. The coding region runs from base 1 to 2862 and encodes 953 amino acids. Gene Ontology annotation, biological process: positive regulation of transcription by RNA polymerase II.